AUGAUACCCCACCCACCGAGAAGCAGAGAUAGCAUGAGCUCUACCGAUCCGAAGUCUGCGUCGGUGUCGGCGACUCCCCGGGGCGCGUCAGCGGUCAUGCCGUCCGCCGAGCGAAUCGUGCCGGCCUUUCACGAGCCCUUUCUCUUUGAUGACGAGCUGGAGGCGACCGACGACUCGUUCAUCCGCAGGUACAACCUUGCUGCUGCAGACGACGAUUUUCCUCUUCUGCUGAAACCGCAAGAAACGCAGGGCUUGAGUCCCCAUCCCGGACAGCCGUCGCCAAUCGCGCCCCAGCUCUCGACAUUUUCGAGCGCUCUGGACCUUGCUUCUCUGUCGCGCAUGACCAAGCGGCCCACACAUGAUAGCAUGGCACUGUCACCGUGGCUUCAUGCAGAGCGACUUCAGACUCCGAGUCGCGACAGUCUCUCGGUCACUUCUGCGCCACCGGCCGCCACGGCGGCUGCGGCUGCCUCUCUUCUUCUUCCGCAUGACACGCCCACAGCGUCCAUGGCGGCUUCAUUUGCGCCUCCCGUGCCUGACUUGUCGAUGGACGCGCGACCGAUGCCCGGCACGUCACCGCUGGUUUCGUCGCUACCGUCGCUAGGCAACAUGGGGUGCCGCGUGCCAGAGCCAGAUGCCAGUCGCAUGAAUGGACGACGUGCGGAGCGCAAGCGGACCAGGGCGGUCGAUGAGGUGCCCAGGUCGAUGCGCCGUUCGGACGUGGACCUCGCCUCGAUGCAGCUCGACGAGCUGCGUGGAGACAUUGCGCAGCUGUGCCGCGACCAGUUUGGGUGCCGCUUCUUGCAGCGCAAGUUGGACGAGCGUAUACCGGCGCAAUGCGAUUUGAUCUUUGCGGAGACAUUUCCGUACUUUGCGGAGCUGAUGACGGAUCCUUUUGGCAACUACCUGUGCCAGAAGCUGCUGGAGCACUGUACCAAUGCGCAGCGCGACCUGAUUGUGGAAUCGAUCGGUGACGACCUCGUGAGCAUCUCGCUGAACAUGCACGGCACACGUGCGGUGCAAAAGACGAUCGACUUCUUGUCGACGCGCACGCAGACGCUCGUGAUUAUUCAGGCGUUUGCCGAGCACGUCGUGGAGCUCAUCAAGGACUUGAACGGCAACCAUGUCAUCCAAAAGUGUCUGCAUCGCCUCGACGCACAGGACAACCAGUUUAUCUAUGAUUCUGUGGCUGCGCACUGCGUCGAUGUGGCGACACACCGCCAUGGGUGCUGUGUCCUGCAGCGGUGCAUUGACCAUGCAUCGCACGCUCAGCGCCUGCAGCUUGUGCGCGAGAUCACCAUGUACUCGCUGACGCUUGUGCAAGAUCCGUUCGGCAACUAUGUUGUGCAGUACGUGCUCGAUUUGAACGAACCGGCGUUUACAGCCGCGAUCACGCACGAGUUUCUGGGCCAUGUAUACCAGCUGUCGACGCAAAAAUUCAGCUCGAACGUCAUGGAAAAGUGCCUGCGUGUGGCGGAGCCGUCCAUGCGCCACAAGCUCGUGGCUGAGCUGCUCGAUGCGCAUCGUCUCGAGUUGCUCCUUCGCGACUCGUUCGCCAAUUACGUCGUGCAGACGUGCCUCGACUAUGCCGAACCCGCUCAGCGUGCGCAACUGAUCGAGUGUAUUCGCCCGAUCCUGCCAUCGAUCCGACACACGCCGUACGGCAAGCGCAUCCAGAGCAAGCUCCAGCGCGGCACGAAUGACGAGCCCAAGUCGCGUCGCGAGUCGCGCCAACAAGGCGUCUACCGUGCGCCGACUUCGCGUCCAGCGAGGCGCUCGGAGCCUGUGGGCCACGAGGAGAUGGUAUCGGCUCUCGAUCGCAUGCAUCUCGGCACCUAUGCAGCACCAUCGGGCGACAUGGCCCUGGCCACGGCGGCGACUCAGCGGCCGUGGUGA
Malassezia restricta is the source of this 1896-nucleotide messenger RNA. Its product is annotated as member of the PUF protein family. Gene Ontology annotation, biological process: post-transcriptional regulation of gene expression. The transcript has a single exon. The record is from RefSeq and is a predicted model, not a curated record. Gene Ontology annotation, cellular component: cytoplasm. Gene Ontology annotation, molecular function: mRNA binding. Lineage: Eukaryota; Fungi; Basidiomycota; Malasseziomycetes; Malasseziales; Malasseziaceae. The coding region runs from base 1 to 1896 and encodes 631 amino acids.